Molecule: messenger RNA, 786 nt
Organism: Stereum hirsutum FP-91666 SS1
Lineage: Eukaryota; Fungi; Basidiomycota; Agaricomycetes; Russulales; Stereaceae
Product: SGNH hydrolase
Exons: 4
Coding region: 1-786 (261 amino acids)
Molecular function (GO): hydrolase activity, acting on ester bonds
Source: RefSeq, a predicted model, not a curated record
AUGAUUUCAGCCCUUCUGACACUUCUCAUCCAUGUCAGUCUAGCUCAACGCUCGUGCGCCCAGACUAUCUACAUGGCCGGGGACUCGACGAUGGCUCCCGGCGGCGGAGGGGGCGGUACGGACGGUUGGGGACAAUAUCUCGCACAGUAUCUUACACUUCCUGUCGUCAAUGAUGCCAUCGCAGGAACCAGCGCGAGAAGCUACACAGACGCCGGAAACUUCACUAGUAUCAUCAACGGCGUUCAGUCCGGUGACUUCGUCAUUAUCGAGUUUGGGCACAACGAUGGUUCAGCGGGAGCCAUUGAUAACGGCCGCGAAGAUGCCACAGGAGAUGGCUACAAUGCGACUACUACAGUUGUCGAAGCAGACAAUUCGACGCUCGUCGUUCAUUCUUUCAACUACUACAUUCAAAAUGCUGUCACGGCUCUCCUCGCGAAAGGCGCUAUUCCCAUCGUCUCCUCGCAGACUCCAGAUAAUAUUUUCAACAGCAGCGUCCCCUCGACUGCACCUCGUUUCGUAGCAUAUGCCGCCGAAGUGGCAGGGAACACCAGCGUGACAUACGUGGAUCAUUAUAACUACGUCGUACAAGCGUACGAUAAUAUCGGGGCCGCGACUGUGAACACAUAUUACCCGAUGGACCACUUGCAUACCUCACCAACCGGGGCGAACGUGGUGGCGGAAGCAUUCGUCAGAGGAUUGCUAUGCAGAAAUAGUACUUUGACGAGCAAUGUGAACUCAUUCGGUCUAGCUGUACCAAGUGAGUGUUGCUUUUCUGUGUCCCAGUAG